Messenger RNA from Tauraco erythrolophus (red-crested turaco), 868 nucleotides. Lineage: Eukaryota; Metazoa; Chordata; Aves; Musophagiformes; Musophagidae. The record is from RefSeq and is a predicted model, not a curated record.
CAAUGAACUGGGCUGGACUCUACACGGUGCUGAGUGGGGUGAAUCGCCAUUCCACUGCCAUUGGGCGCAUCUGGCUCUCUGUUAUCUUCAUCUUCCGGAUAAUGGUGUUGGUGGUGGCAGCUGAGAGUGUCUGGGGGGAUGAGAAAUCUGCCUUCACCUGCAACACCCAGCAGCCUGGCUGCAACAGUGUCUGCUAUGACCACUUCUUCCCCAUCUCCCACAUACGUUUGUGGGCCCUGCAGCUCAUCCUCGUCACCACACCGGCCCUCCUUGUGGCCAUGCACGUGGCCUACCAGCAGCACCAGGAGAAGAAGCUGCUGGUGCUGACGGGGCAUGGGGACCCCAAGCACAUGGAGGAGGUGAAGAAGCACAAGAUGCGCAUAUCAGGUUCGCUGUGGUGGACCUACGUCUGCAGUGUGGUGUUCAGGCUGCUCUUCGAGGCUGUGUUCAUGUACAUCUUCUACAUGCUCUACCCGGGCUACCAGAUGGUGCGGCUGGGCAAGUGUGAGGGGUUACCCCGCCCCCACACUAUGGGAGACCGGGUCCACCGGGUGGUGCGGGCCUGUGCCCGCCGAGGCCAGCACAACUCCAACCCCUCAUCAGGGAAGGGCUCCUUCUAUGGGCACAAGCUCUCCUCUGAAUACAAGCAGAAUGAAAUCAACCAGCUGCUGACGGAGCAGGAUGGCUCCCUCAAGGACAUGCUGCGCCGCAACCCCGGGCUGCAGGAGAAGGGAGACCGCUGCUCUGCCUGCUAAUGCCAGUGCUGCAGGGGCCCUAGCCCUUGUCCACACCCCACAGCUGCCCCGUGGCCUCUAUGGUCUCUGUCCCACGGAUAGCAUCCCUCAGGGGCCAGUCUGGACCUCCCGGA